Messenger RNA from Melozone crissalis (California towhee), 3011 nucleotides. Its product is annotated as leucine-zipper-like transcriptional regulator 1 homolog. Bases 383 to 1717 code for a protein of 444 amino acids. Gene Ontology annotation, cellular component: cytoplasm. The record is from RefSeq and is a predicted model, not a curated record. The transcript has 10 exons. Gene Ontology annotation, molecular function: protein binding. Lineage: Eukaryota; Metazoa; Chordata; Aves; Passeriformes; Passerellidae.
CGCCGCGCAGGCUCCGGGCAGCGGCCGCGCCUCCGCCAGCCCCGGGCUCGCCGGCGGCAGGGGAGGGGAGGGUACGAAAAGAAACAAAGCGCAUGAAAGGAAGGAAGGAAGCGCCCUCAGCGCUCAGCAGCCCGGAGACCGCUGGGGACAGGGACCUGCCGCUUCCGCGAUGCUGCGCAGGAGGUCUGGGUUAUGUCUUCACAGAACACAGUGACAUCUUGUGGCAUGGGAAGGGCUGGUGUCAUUUUUUUCCAGAUGCAUCCUCAUUUCAGCAGUUUUACAGACUAAACAGGGUUUAGCCCUGUCCCUGAUAUUUUGGGACCCUCCUCUGGCAUGGCAGCCCUUUGCAGGCUGAUCCUUGGAUAGGAUCCCGGGUAUCAGCAUGAAGGGAAGAGCUGCCGGCGGAGCGGCCGAGGCGCAGCAGCCGCGUCCCUGUGACCGCUACAAGCACGCCUGUGCUGUGUGCAGAGGCUUUGUUUAUCUCUACGGAGGGCACGGCUGCACCACGCUGAGGGACUUCUGGAGAUACCACACAGUGAAAAAUGAAUGGGAAAUGUUGGAUUGCUCAAGAGACGGUCCAGAAGAACUGGAAGAACAUUCAAUGGUGGCUUAUAAGGGCAGCCUGUAUAUUUUUGGUGGGAUGGUGGAUUCUGCUUUCACACAAGCAAAAACUCCUCUCUGGAUAUAUGACAUUGAUUCCGCAAGAUGGACAGAGAGCUGCAACGAACCAGCAGAGACGGAGAGCUCUGCACCAGCUAACAGAAAAGGUCACAGUGCAGUCGUGUACCAUUCCAGCAUGUACAUCUAUGGGGGAUACUUUGGCAUCAAAGGCAUUUCUCAGGAGUUUUGGGAAUUCCAUUUUGAUACCAGGAAGUGGCUGUGUGUCUCCAGCCCCUGUCACAGCAGCGGUCCCGGAGCGCGGCACGGCCACUCGGCAGUGGUUUAUCACACAGCCAUGUACCUCUUUGGGGGGCUGGUGGGGCUCACUGAACAGAGGGACUUGUGGAGGUGGGACUUUGGAAGCAGCAGCUGGUCCAGCAUCAGAACAAGCCAAGGACCUCCUCCAGUGGUAGGUCACGCUUCAGUAGUCUGCAAAGACUCUAUGCUGAUUUUUGGUGGAGGGAUUUCAAAUUCCAGCCCUAACGAUGACCUCUGGAAGUAUCAUUUCCACACGCAGACAUGGAAGAAGCUUAGCAGUACUACAAAGGGAAGCUUUUCUCCUAAAAUGUAUCACUGCAUCUUAGGAAUUGGUGUGGACUUCCAAACUACUUCAGAUUUCACUGAUACGUUCCCCAGCCACUGCAAGAGUGAGCAGAAGGAAGAUCCCCAGCUGGUGCCCAUCCUGAGGCACUCUGGCUUUUGCAGCUUCUUCUGCCCACAGCCCGCGGAGCGGAGCAACGCCAUCGAAAUGAAAACCUUCAGCCUGCCCCUGCAGCCAGCAGAAUUCCCUGCCUCCCAGACCACUUCAGAGACAGGACUAGGCCCAAAGAGAGACAGGAGCUGUUUGUCCAAGGACAAGGCUCUCCCAGUGUUGGCCUGUUCAGGAGAGGCUUUUGCUGCUGCUCAGGGUGUGGGUGAAGAGGAGAGACCUGACUGGGGGUGUGUGGCCACGGGGGGUGGGAUCAGCAGGACCAACACACUGCUGCUCAUUGGGGGCAAGCCCUUGUCCAGCUUCUCUGAGAUCUCCUUCAGGCAAAUGGAGUUUGAUUGCUUGUGAUUGCUUUGCUUGCAAAGUGAAGGAAUAAAUUUCCACCACCGUGGCAGUAGGUGGAAAACCAACUGCUUGCAACUGUCUUCAGCUUCCUAUCAGCACGCUGGGGAAAAAAAUAAUUAAACCUUCUCAUACUUGCUGUGAACAGAUUUUUUACAAUGUUAACAAAACCUGACAUAUAUUUAAGUCACAACUUGCAUGUAAGUUGUGAUUUCUGAGAGGAGCUUGUUGGAAUGCUGCUCUUUUCGUUACUUUUCUCCUGGUCACUUCAUACCAUUUCAAAUUGGCAAUGGCUGAGGCUGCCUUGAAAAUCAGAACUGCAGUAACCCAUGCUGGCUCCACAAGAUGCCAUUUCAGGGACAAAGCUUGCUCAUUUUGCACUGGCAUAAGAGAGAAAUACAGUCACAUUUGAGAGUUUCAAUUAGUCUUAACAUGAAUGUUCUCUAAGAUUUUAUAUUCUUGAGUGUCCUUUGCAGAAUGUAUUUGCAACAUGAAAAGGCCUAUGAUAAUGGAACCCAACAAACAAAUCAGCAACUGAAUUCUAGAAGAUAUUCAAGGAUUGUAUAUAACCUUGAGGAAGUGAAACAAUGAGUGCCCCCUGGAAAUCAUCAACAAGGACCAGAGGAAGCGCAUUAUACCUGUGAGAACAAAGGGUGUGCCAAAUGAGUGUUGGCUUUAAUGGCUGAACACAGAAUCAAAAGGAUGUGAUUUCCCACAGUGGGGUGGGAAGGGAACAGAAAAAGGAAGGCUUGACAGAGUGGCACAAAGCAUGGGCUGUUUGCACUGGUAACUCAUGUUUUAGUCCUAAAGAGAUUUCUGCUUUUCCAACUCUUUUAUCACCCUACAUAGUACUUGUUACACAUUUCCUCCCUGUUGCACUAAGUUCUGAGUUCAUAUAUGGCUUUUCUUUGCUGAAAAGAAAAAGUGCUUGUUUUGCAAGGUAAUCUUGUCCAGUGUUCAAAGCAUUUAAUUCCAAAGACGUUACUAAAUACCCACCUUCUGACAGAACAGCAGCUGUCUGUAAGAGCUGCUGGUGUCUGAAAUUACUUGAAAGUUAAUACUUCCAAGUAUUUGAAAAGUUCAAAUACUUUCCAAAAGUUUCAUAGGAAUAAUGACUUACAAGUAAUUUACAGAUUUCAAGAAUAUUUAGAGAUACUUUCAUCAUCUCUUCACAAGUAACUGUCAUGUGAAUUCAAUAGGAAAAUUAUAGAUGGAUUUGCAAAAGCUACUUAAGAGUUAUUUGCACCAUCCAUGACCCUUACCUGGAAACAGAGAGGAUGUACACUGCCACGUGAAUAAA